AUGGGGUUUAAAACCUUAGAAGAAUUUGCGCGUACACAUAGCAGUGAUAUUAUUUUGAAAAUCACCGAAAAGAGAGAUGCUUUUCUUGAUUUUAUAGAAUCACCGAUAAAUAGACCUGACGUAUUUGCUCUCAUGAUGGAGAUUCUAUCGAAAGUUUGCCAGUCGUCGUUUGACAGUCUAAAAUUAAAAAUUCUAAUUGAAGUGUGUGAAUCGCAAUUCUUGGUAAAUUUGCAAGGUUACUUAAUGAAUUUACCAUAUGAAAGCCGAAAGUCUGCAAAUAUGUUAUAUUGGAACAAUCAAGCUGAAUUUUGGAAUAACUUUUUAUUUUUCUGCGAGAGCCUCACUAAUGCUUCACCUUCGACAGCGCUACGUAAAUGCCGAUCACUAAUAGAGGGUACAACGAAAUUUUGUUUGGACGGUUUAAAUGAACGUCAUAAUUUUAGACUGCCCGAGGAGAACAUUAAAAAGUGGAAUGAACUUCGAGAGAGAUUAACACUACAAGAACAAAGUGAUGAGGUAAAACAAAAGACUAAAAGGUUUUUUGUGGAAAAAGAAGAAUCCGAUCCACCUGAAAACUUCCGGGAUCUUAGCGUAAUACCAACUUGUGAUGAUCUCCUAGAGCGACGACCGUUCGUCCGUCCGAACAUUGUUGAUGGCGCCUACAAAGAUAUAGAACACUACUUAGAUGUUCAGUUCAGGUUACUACGAGAAGAUUGCUUCGGCCCGCUUCGUGAAGGAAUACGUCAAUAUAUUAAAGAGCCUUCGAGACAUAAAUACGAUAAUAUCCGAACCUUUCAAAACGUAAAAUUUUUGGAACCUUACAUUUCCCAGCUGAAAUUUGGUUACCUCGUACAACUGGAUCAAAAAAUUACCAAAAGGUUCAAAAAAAUUAAUUGGGCCCACAGCAAGCGUUUUAUUUAUGGUUCGCUUGUGUUAUUUACCAAAGAUCGGUGUAAAAGUUUUUUAAUUGGUACAAUUUUGGAUCGUGAAGUGAAGUAUAUGGUAGAUGGAAAGAUACCGAUAUCAUUAGUAAACGAAGGUAUUAGUGCGGACAUUUGUUACAAUAAUGAGACAUACACAAUGAUUGAAAGUGAAGUUUAUUUUGAACCUUACUAUCAUGUACUAAACGCAUUAAAAGAUCCAAAGUUUCCAGAUGAUUUAGCAAUGCGCAAAUACAUUGUUAGUGUAGACCCAGAGCCAAAACUUCCAAGUUAUUUGACGCCAAGUCAAACCUACAAAGUGAAUUCUGAGGAUUUUUUAGAUAUUCUAUUUACCAUAGAUGACAACCAAACAUGGCCGUCAAAUGAACAGUUAGGCUUAAAUGAAAGUCAGUAUGAAGCGUUUAAGUUGGCUCUUACCCAUGAAUUCUCAGUUAUUCAAGGCCCUCCGGGCACUGGGAAGACUUUUCUUGGGGUUAAAGUUGCAACGGCCUUGUUACAAAAUUUUCAGAAACAUCGAAACAAAUGUGUUUUACUUUUGAUAUGUUACACAAACCAUGCUUUGGACCAGUUUUUAGAAGCAAUUUUGCCUAUCACAGAGUCCAUCGCACGUAUUGGGGGCCAAUCUCGAAGUGAACGUAUGAUGAAAUAUAACAUUGCAAAUCUGAGGCAUACGUUUUGUAAGCAGCACAGCAGACACAUGUUUACCGAUGAAAGAACAAAAGUAAAAACAUUGCACAACGAACUCAAGUAUGCGCAAGAACGUUUUCACCGUAUAAAUAAUGAUGUGCUUAGUUACGAUUGUGUAAAAAGAUACGUCCCUGAAAGCAUUCUUUUGCAACAGUUUUAUAAAAAUGGUGACAAAGAUCCCUUACAUCAGUGGUUAUUUGAAAAUAUUAAUUAUGACGCUGAGCAAUUUACACGUAACGAUUUAGAGGAAGAAAAUAAUUUGAUGGAAAAUGAUGAAGAUAAUCCAAUACUUAAGAGGGACGACACUUUUUUGGACGAUCUAAACGACGAUAACGACCCUGGAAUAAAUAAAAUCCUAGAACACAUAACGUUCUCUUUUUCGUUAGAUAACACAAUUCUAGAAAUUAGAAAUCUGGAUUCAAUAUACAAUAAAACAGAAAAGGAGAAUCAAAAAAGGGGACUUUUUGCAGAAAUGCAUAAGCUAACAUGUCAUAUACAACUUUUUAGAGAAAUGUCUGCAUAUCGACGACAGGCCAAGAAAGUUUCUCUACAAUUAAAUAAUCCUACACUUAUGACAACCGAAGAACGCUGGUGCUUAUACUUUAACUGGGCUGAUGUUGUAAAAACGCAUCUCUUGACAAACAUGGAGCCGCUGCAGCUAGCUUUUGUGGAGGCUAGUGCAGCUUACGAAGAGGCCAGAAUGGUGUUAGACCAAGAAUUGUUAAAAGGUGUAAAUGUGAUUGGCAUGACUACAAGUGGGGCAGCAAGACUAAGAAAACUAUUGAAAUCUAUUGCACCUCCAAUAGUUAUAGUAGAGGAAGCUGCUGAAGUACUUGAGCAGCAUAUAAUAACAUCAUUGACGCGACAUUGCCAACAUCUCAUUCUUAUUGGUGACCAUCAGCAACUACGGCCAUCAGCGGCGCAUAUGAAGCUUGCCAAACAUUAUAAUAUAGAAGUAUCUCUUUUCGAGCGCAUGAUCAUGAAUAAUAUCCAUAGUCGCAGGCUCGAGGUACAACACCGAAUGCGGCCUGAAAUAUCCGCUCUCAUCAGCCCCCACAUCUAUGUAGAUCUAAAAAACCAUCCCUCUGUAGAGAACUUCCCCGAUGUACGAGGAAUGACGAGCAAUGUAUUUUUCUUUACCCACGAUUAUAAAGAAAACGAUGUUGAAGAUACAGCGAGCAAAUCUAAUCAAAAGGAAGCAGAUAUGGUCCUCGGACUCGCUAACUAUUUAAUUCUUCAGGACUAUGCCCCCGAGGACAUAACGAUUUUAUCUGCCUACUCCGGACAAAUGUUCUACAUGAGAAAGAAUCGCUCUUUAUAUCCACAUUUAUCCAAAGUGAAAAUUACCGUGGUGGAUAAUUAUCAAGGCGAGGAAUCAAAAAUAAUCUUACUAUCCCUCGUCAGAAAUAACGAUCAAAACAAAAUCGGAUUUCUGGGCACGGAAAACAGAAUUUGCGUGGCAUUAUCAAGGGCCCGAGAAGGUUUCUACUUAUUUGGAAAUAUUGAUAUACUUAGAAAAAAUUCAGAAUUGUGGGAGAAAAUCGCACUAACUUUGGAAAACAACGGGUCUAUUGGAAAAACCUUAAAAUUACGUUGUGAAGGUCACCGAAAAGAAAUAACCCUCAUUUCAAAUGCACAAGACUUCAAAAAAGUACCAGAAGGUGGAUGUAUGUUAAAAUGCACUGCUAAUUUGUCUUGUGGUCAUCAGUGUCCACUGAUGUGUCACGGAUAUGAUCGCGGACAUGUUACAACCCAAUGCAUAUUAAGAUGCGAAAGGAUCUUAUGUGAAAAUGGACAUGUUUGUCCAUUGGAAUGCAAAGUUCCAUGUGAGCCCUGCAAAGUGAUGGUAUUAAAGAAGUUGCCCUGUGGCCAUGACAUGUCACUGCCUUGCCAUUUGGAGACUACAGACGAGUCAGUCAUGUGUGUCACCAAAGUCACUGUAACUUUACCAAAUUGUGGCCACGAGGCGAAAAAGGCAUGUUACCUGGAAACAAAAAAUGUAAUUUGCCUGGUUCCCUGCAUAUAUCGUGUAGAAAAAUGUGGUCACAAAUGUACACGCACUUGCCACGUUUCUUACGAUCCCAAUCAUGAAAAGUAUGUAUGUCCAAGGCCUUGUGCUAAAGCAAAGAAAGGAUGCACGGCGAAUUUAAUAGGAGAUCGGGGAGAUCAUCAGUGCCCCAGGAAGUGUCACGAGGAUUGCGACCUGUGCACUGUGGAAGUGAUUAAAAAGCGAUCGAAUUGCAAACAUUCGGAACGUGUCCCUUGCAACAAAGACGUAAACGAAACCCCAUGUCUCAAAAAAUGUUCACGUUCGUUGCCCUGUGGUCACUUCUGUAAGAAAAAAUGUUCCGAAAAUUGCGGAGAUUGUAAAGUAAAGAUUACAAAAUCUAUACCUGGUUGUCAGCACACUAUUGAAAUUGAAUGUGAUGUAACUCCAACUCGUGAGCUGUGCACGCAGAAAUGUAGCCGUACAUUGUCGUGCGGACAUCCGUGCGCAGGCAUGUGUAAAGACGAAUGCGACUUAACGUCAUGCAGAUGGAAAAUAAGAAGCAAUUUUGACUCGCCAUGCGGUCAUAAAGUUCAAUUACCAUGUAAUGUUUACCGUGCUUCAACAACCGGUAUACCAGAAGACGUUUACUUGAGUAACUGCGACGCACCGUGCACGGAAAUACUAGCCUGCGGUCACUUAUGUCAGGGCACAUGCUCCGAAUGUCUCCAGGGCCGCCUCCACGUUCCUUGCAAGCAGAUUUGUCAUCAAAUGAACGUUUGUGGACAUCAAUGUAAAGAGCCCUGCAAUCAAGUGUGUCCUCCGUGCAAAUUGCAAUGCGAAGUUGAAUGUGUACACUCGCGUUGCAACAAGCUGUGUGGCGAACGUUGUGUGCCUUGUCAGGAGGAGUGUGGGCGGCGGUGCAAGCACGGCGCGUGCUCGCGGCGCUGUGGCGAGCCGUGCGCGGUCGCGCCGUGCUCCGCAGCCUGCGAGCGCGCUCUGCCCUGCGGACACGCCUGCCGCGGCCUCUGCGGCGAGCCCUGCCCCGACAUCUGCAACGUCUGCCGCCCAGACGACUUCCCCAAAGACUUCCUCGGCGACGACUACGACGAUGAUGCCAAAUUCAUUCAGUUACAAGACUGUCAGCACGUGAUGGAAUUGGAAAAUAUGGAUACAUUAAUGACGGGAGACAAGGAAACGAUCGGUGUCCGCCAAUGUCCUUUCUGCCGCAAGCCGAUAAUUAACACCAAUCGCUACAAAGAUCUGGUGUACAAAAUGAUGGUAACUGAAAUAAAUCCAGUAAAGGAACGCGUUUACGGGAAUAAAAGGAAAAUAAAAAUGAGACAGAAUGAAUUGUGUCUAAAACUAGAGGAAUUUUCCGCAAAACAUAAUAUAGAGAAUGCACCCUGGCGUAAAACAUUUUUAAAACUCAAAGAAGCUCAAAAGAAACUGAAAAAAAUGUCACUGCUAAGCUUGGACAUGAUAUUUAUUAAUUUGGAUAUAUUAGAAAUGGUUUCCGAUAUUUACAAGAAGCAUCGCCUGGCCAAUUCAACAGAACUUGAAUCGGAACUGGUUAAACACAUUGAAAGGAUAUCUAAAUAUUUGUAUAGCAACAUACACAAAAUAAGUCAACAACAACAAAAAGACAUUGGAAAUGAGAUAAAACGUUUGGACGCUAUCAGUCAGCUAAGCAAGAUAAUGAGUCAUGAUGCUUUUAAAGCUUCAAAAUCUAAUACUGCAGUAGAACAAGCAUUUCUCGCUGCCAGAGAACUAAUACUCGGUUGGCGUAUUUACGAUGAAGAGAGAGCGCUUCAGUCACUGCAGCGGUUACAAAAAACAGUGAAAGUAUCUGGCAUAGUAACAAAACAGGAGCGUGACUUAAUAGUUAAAGCAAUUGGUCUUAAAGCUGGCCAUUGGUUUAAAUGUCCAAAUGGUCAUUUCUAUUGUAUUGGAGAAUGUGGUGGAGCCAUGGAAGUUAGCAAAUGUGUUGAAUGCGGCGCCGCCAUAGGCGGUCGAUCUCAUACGCUGCUUAAUACUAACACUCUUGCACCUGAAGUUGAUGGAGCUCGUUUCGCAGCAUGGUCUGAUCAGUACAAUAACAUGGCUAAUUUCGAUUUUAAUUAA
Messenger RNA from Parnassius apollo (apollo), 5739 nucleotides. Lineage: Eukaryota; Metazoa; Arthropoda; Insecta; Lepidoptera; Papilionidae. The record is from the annotation of a GenBank genome assembly.